CGGCUACAAACGUAUUUGCCCACUUUAAGGAUUACUCCAGUAUAUAUAUGAAAUUGGUACACAAACCAACCAAGCAAUCGUGAAAUUCUGAGCAUCGAUCGAGAGCUAGUGUCCCCAAUGCAAGGCAUGGCACACCAUCGUCGUCUUCACCGCCAGCUCCAACUCGUGUGCCUCGUCGCCGUCGUGCUGACGGCCGCCCCAGCUGCCCAUGCCAUCUUCCAUUUCGACUUCCGUUUGGACAGCGACAGCCCGUUCUUCGGCCGCUCGGCGGCUGCCAGGCAUGACAAUUGGCGCCGCGCCGCCCUCGAGAGCAACGCCCGGCAGGCGAGGAGGCUCGCCAAGGCCCUCGACAAGCUCAGCGGGGCCGCCCCCGGCGCCCCCGCCGCCGCCGCCACCGACAUCGCGGCGGCCGACGUGACCAUCUCCCCGUACGCCCACCAGGGCCACAGCCUGACCGUGGGCGUGGGCACGCCGCCGCAGCCCAGCAAGGUGAUCCUGGACCUGGGCAGCGACCUCCUCUGGACGCAGUGCAGCCUGGUUGGCCCCACGGCGAAGCAGCUGGAGCCCGUGUUCGACGCCGCCAGGUCGUCUUCCUUCUCCGUCCUGCCCUGCGACAGCAAGCUGUGCGAGGCCGGCACGUUCACCAACAAGACCUGCACGGACCGCAAGUGCGCGUACGAGAAUGACUACGGCAUCAUGACGGCCACCGGCGUGCUCGCCACUGAGACGUUCACCUUCGGGGCGCACCACGGCGUCUCCGCCAACCUCACCUUCGGCUGCGGCAAGCUCGCCAAUGGCACCAUAGCCGAGGCGUCCGGCAUCCUGGGCCUGUCUCCGGGCCCUCUGUCCAUGCUGAAGCAGCUGGCAAUCACCAAGUUCUCCUACUGCCUCACCCCCUUCGCCGACCGCAAGACGAGCCCGGUGAUGUUCGGCGCCAUGGCCGACCUGGGCAAGUACAAGACGACGGGGAAGGUGCAGACGAUCCCGCUGCUGAAGAACCCGGUGGAGGACAUCUACUACUACGUGCCCAUGGUGGGGAUGUCGGUCGGGAGCAAGCGGCUGGACGUGCCGCAGGAGACCCUGGCGAUAAAGCCCGACGGCACCGGCGGCACGGUGCUGGACUCGGCGACCACGCUGGCGUACCUGGUGGAGCCGGCGUUCACGGAGCUGAAGAAGGCAGUGAUGGAAGGCAUCAAGCUGCCGGUGGCGAACCGGAGCGUCGACGACUACCCGGUGUGCUUCGAGCUGCCGCGGGGCAUGUCCAUGGAAGGGGUGCAGGUGCCGCCGCUGGUGCUGCACUUCGACGGCGACGCGGAGAUGUCGCUGCCGCGGGACAACUACUUCCAGGAGCCGAGCCCCGGGAUGAUGUGCCUGGCGGUGAUGCAGGCGCCGUUUGAAGGCGCCCCCAAUGUCAUCGGCAACGUGCAGCAGCAGAACAUGCAUGUGCUCUACGACGUGGGCAACCGCAAGUUCUCCUAUGCGCCCACCAAAUGUGACAGCAUCUAGCUCAGCUGCUACUUAUGCUUUGCAGCUAGUACUAUAUAUACAAAGAUAAUUUAAUUUGUUUUUUUUGUGUAUCUUCAAAAUUCAGAGGCCAAGAUAAUUUCUCUCUCUAUAUAUAGGCAUUAAUCAUCUCAUCAUGAAACCUUUUUGUAGGGUAGACAUUCGUGCUUGCAUUCUGUAAUAGCCAAGGGAUAAAAACAAAAGAGAUGAAAAGAAAAGAAAUCAUGACCUUUGAUGCUUGACGC
Molecule: messenger RNA, 1748 nt
Organism: Sorghum bicolor (sorghum)
Lineage: Eukaryota; Viridiplantae; Streptophyta; Magnoliopsida; Poales; Poaceae
Product: aspartic proteinase nepenthesin-1
Exons: 1
Coding region: 118-1506 (462 amino acids)
Biological process (GO): proteolysis
Cellular component (GO): extracellular region
Molecular function (GO): aspartic-type endopeptidase activity
Source: RefSeq, a predicted model, not a curated record